Messenger RNA from Dryobates pubescens (Downy woodpecker), 2757 nucleotides. It is a transcript of the gene VSX2, whose product is annotated as visual system homeobox 2. The transcript has 5 exons. Lineage: Eukaryota; Metazoa; Chordata; Aves; Piciformes; Picidae. The coding region runs from base 133 to 1356 and encodes 407 amino acids. Gene Ontology annotation, molecular function: DNA-binding transcription factor activity, RNA polymerase II-specific; sequence-specific double-stranded DNA binding. Gene Ontology annotation, cellular component: nucleus. Gene Ontology annotation, biological process: regulation of transcription by RNA polymerase II. The record is from RefSeq and is a predicted model, not a curated record.
UCGCGGCUGGCCCCUGUGAUUGGCUGCGCGGCUCUGACCCCGCUCGGGCUCCCGGCUGGGCGGAUAAAAGGGGCCUGAGCCGGGGGCUCCCAGGCAUUCCCGGAGCGGGCACCAGGGACCGCCGGCCGCAGCAUGACAGGCAAAGCGGGCGCGGCACUGGCCCCCAGCCUGCCCGGUAAACCCAAGCCCGACGGCGCGGCCGCCACCCCCGCCGCCCCGCCACCGCCUCCGCCACCCCCCGCGUCGGGGGCCAAGCCCAGCUCCGGGCCCACCCCUCCCCGCUGCACCGGCUUCGGCAUCCAGGAGAUCCUGGGCUUGAACAAGGAGCCGCCGUCGCACCCUCGGGCCGCCUUGGACUCGCUGCCCGCCGGGCACCUGCUGGCGGCCCGCUCCGUGCUCAGCCCCGCUGGGGUGGGCGGUGUGGGCAUGGGGCUGCUGGGGGCCAGCGGCAUCCCCGGGUUCUACACACAGCCCACCUUCCUGGAGGUGCUCUCCGACCCCCAGAGCGUCCACCUGCAGCCCCUGGCCCGGGCCCCCGGGCAGCUGGACAGCAGCCAGACGGCCAGCUCAGAUUCCGAAGAUGUCUCUUCCAGCGACCGGAAAAUGUCCAAAUCCUCGCUAAACCAGAGCAAGAAACGAAAGAAGAGGCGGCACAGGACAAUCUUCACAUCCUAUCAACUGGAGGAGCUGGAAAAGGCCUUUAACGAGGCCCACUAUCCUGAUGUAUAUGCUAGAGAGAUGUUGGCCAUGAAAACGGAGUUACCAGAAGACAGGAUACAGGUUUGGUUCCAGAACCGCCGGGCCAAAUGGCGCAAGAGGGAGAAGUGCUGGGGCAGGAGCAGCGUGAUGGCCGAGUACGGGCUCUACGGUGCCAUGGUGCGUCACUCCAUCCCGCUGCCCGAGUCCAUCCUCAAGUCUGCCAAGGAUGGCAUCAUGGAGUCCUGCGCCCCUUGGCUCCUGGUUCAAGAUGGCUUUCCCAUGCCCAGGCGCUUUUCUAAACCCGAAUACCAACAAUUCUUUUUAGGGAUGCACAAAAAGUCUCUGGAGGCAGCGGCUGAGGCGGGGAGGAAGACGGAGGUGGAGCGCCAGGCCCUGCCCAAGCUUGACAAAGGUGACAAGGAAGAGAGGGGCCCGGAUCCCAAAACCACCAUUUCCCAAGAGGAACUGAGAGAAAACAGCAUUGCUGCCCUCAGGGCCAAAGCUCAGGAGCACAGCACCAAAGUCCUGGGGACCAUCGUUGGGGACAUCCCGGCCCCAGGAAGGAAGCUGGAGACAGGGGAGGAGGCAGCAGAGGCAGAAGAUGAGAGACAGACGGAGAAGUUGAACUCAUCACAGAAGGAGGAGAAGCUGAUAUAGGAAGGCAGAGGCAGUGAAAGCCAGCCCUGACAGACACUGUGUCCUCUGGGAGUUGUGUUCCCCCUUAGACUGCCAGGGUCCCCUGGCCUCCCCUGCCUGGGGAGCAGGACCCUGGUCUCUGCAUCUGAGACUGACUGGCAGGGUGCCCUCAACCUGCUCCCCUUGAGUAUAUCCCUGCCCAUUGCUCCUCCACUCUGCUGGGCUUUCCUCAUUCCCCCUUCCCUUCAUUUUGGGGGACUGCAGGGCGUCCCAUCAUUGUUGCCACCCAAGAAGACACUGAGGCUCUGGGUCCCUCUGGACUUGUGACCAUCUCUGGGGCUCCCUUCUCCUGGUUCAGCCCUAGACCCCAUUCGUCAUCUUGGCGUGAGCCUGUUCCCUGCCACCAUACCCCUCCUUGGUGCACAUCUCUUCCCAGUGCUGCCCGGGCUCCUUCCCCUGGCACCCCAUUCCGCUGUGCCCCAGGCAGACCCACCACCUUCCCACAGCCAUUACCUCUGCCUCUGGCCCAGGCCAUACAGGACAAGCCCGUGGCAACGUUUGCAUGAAAUGGCAACUCGCCAUCCAGGCUGGUUUGCACUUCCCACCCUUAUCUCCAUGCCCAGCACUGAGGUCUGCUGGGAAGAGGCUGCAGCUUUAGAGCAGUUGAGUUCUGCCUCCAUCUGGCAGGGAGAGGCAGGUGUAACCUGCGGGCAUGACACCCUGGCCCUUCCUGGUACCUCGAGGUGAUCCCAGUCCAUAUUGCUGGCUCCUGCAGGGCUGGCCACCACAGUUGGUUCUUUCUCUGCCCUGAACACCAAAGCCCUGCACUCCUGCAGAGGGGCUGAGUGGUGAAUUGAUUUACUGACCGCAUUGUUCCAGGUGAGACAACAACAUCAGCCCGAGGUAUUUAUUGAAUUAAAUUUGUCCAGCUCCCCCUCUGAGUGUUAAAGGGAAUGACAGCCAUGCACAUCCACCUUGAUACAUCCCAUCAUGUGUACAUAUGUCUCCCAGCCAGCCCUACAAGAGCACACCCAGACCCAUGCAGCCAAACCUGCUCUGUGGUACUAUCACCUCCCCACUCCAGUAAGGCAUUAUUCCCCCCUUCAAAAACUGUAGGACAGUGGCUUCCAGGUGACCCUUUCUGUCCUGCUUUCAGCUGUGAGCACCCUUUCCCCAGAGCUAUUGUUUUCAUUCCAUCAAAGGUUAAGUCCCUCCAUCCAGCCCCUGUUUGUCUUUGUCUCCCAGUUGGUUGAUGUGUUAGAUGAUAGCCCAUGGUGUGUAAAUAAUGUAUAUACAGUGAGAAAAUAAUUCAGUAUUGAGGUGUUUGAGAUAUGGAGCUGUAAUAACUUCUAGUCAUCCAGCAUCUGUGAUUUAUGUGCCAUUUUCUGUAAAAAUAUGAACAAGAAUAAAACUAAACAGGAA